This is a messenger RNA of Gadus morhua (Atlantic cod), 2947 nucleotides long. It is a transcript of the gene pick1, whose product is annotated as protein interacting with prkca 1. Lineage: Eukaryota; Metazoa; Chordata; Actinopteri; Gadiformes; Gadidae. The transcript is spliced from 13 exons. Gene Ontology annotation, molecular function: phospholipid binding; protein kinase C binding; protein domain specific binding. The record is from RefSeq and is a predicted model, not a curated record. Gene Ontology annotation, biological process: receptor clustering; regulation of Arp2/3 complex-mediated actin nucleation; positive regulation of receptor internalization. Bases 192 to 1448 code for a protein of 418 amino acids. Gene Ontology annotation, cellular component: postsynaptic early endosome; neuron projection; postsynaptic density.
UGUCCCGGACGUGACGUGCAAAGGUAAACAGAGAGAACCUGUGACGUCAAACGAUCCAGGAAAUCAAACAUUAGUAAACUAACGCUAUAUUUCGUUGCAUACUGAAGCUUCGAUGACUAUUUGGCCGGCGUGUCAAGGAUAACGGGAGCGAAGCCAGGUUGUAUUUCAAGGUUGGAUGAGGCAGUAGUGGAAUGUUCACUGACAUGGACUAUGACCUUGAAGAAGACAAGUUGGGCAUACCCACGGUCCCCGGAACGGUGACUCUGAAGAAGGACGGGCAGAACCUGAUUGGCAUCAGCAUCGGGGGCGGGGCCCAGCACUGUCCCUGCCUCUACAUCGUACAGGUGUUCGACAACACGCCCGCGGCCUUGGAGGGCACGCUGGCGGCGGGCGAUGAGAUCACCGGGGUCAACGGCAAAUUAGUGAAGGGGAAAACCAAGGUGGAGGUGGCCAAGAUGAUCCAGGCUGUACAGGAAGAAGCUGUGAUCCACUACAACAAGCUGCAGGCGGACCCCAAGCAGGGCAAGUCCCUGGACAUAGUGCUGAAGAAGGUGAAGCACCGCCUGGUGGAGAACAUGAGCUCCGGCACAGCCGACGCCCUGGGCCUCAGCCGGGCCAUCCUCUGCAACGACGGACUGGUCAAGAGGCUGGAGGAGUUGGAGAAAACGGCAGAGCUUUAUAAAGGCUUGAUGGAGCACACCAAGAGGCUUCUCAGGGCCUUCUUUGAGCUUUCUCAGACCCACAGAGCGUUCGGGGACGUGUUCUCCGUCAUCGGCGUGCGGGAGCCGCAGGCGGCGGCCAGCGAGGCCUUCGUGAAGUUCGCCGACGCCCACCGCAACAUCGAGAAGUUCGGAAUCCAGCUGCUGAAGACCAUCAAGCCGAUGCUCCAUGACCUGAACACGUACCUCCACAAAGCCAUCCCUGACACCAAGCUCACCAUCCGCAAGUACCUGGACGUCAAGUUUGAAUACCUGUCCUACUGCCUGAAGGUGAAGGAGAUGGACGAUGAGGAGUACACCAGCAUCGCCAUGGGAGAGCCCAUGUACCGGGUGUGUACUGGUAACUACGAGUACCGUCUGGUGCUGCGCUGUCGUCAGGAGGCCCGGGCGCGCUUCGCCAAGAUGAGGAAGGACGUGCUGGAGAAGAUCGAACUGCUGGACCAGAAACACGUCCAGGACAUCGUGUUCCAGCUGCAGCGCUUCGUGUCGGGCAUGUCGCGCUACUACGACGAGUGCUACGCCGUGCUGAAGGAGGCGGACGUCUUCCCCAUCGAGGUGGACCUCUCCCGCACCAUGAUCAACUACGGCGGCCAAUCACAGGCCUACGACGACCAGGAGGACGAGGAGGAGGAGGAGGAGGAGGAGGAGGCGAAGGACAAGGAGGAGGGCGGAGGAGGAGUGGGCAGACAGGCGGAGAACGGCGGCGAGAAGCUGAUUGACGACGAGUGAGGGUCACAGGGUCAGGGUCAUGUGAUCUGUCCCGCCUCUGGUGGUUCUUCUUCUUCUUACCCACCCCCACCACCUUGAGAUCUUCCUGCACUGCUUCUGGAAAAUAACCACUCCCCCCCCCCCCCUGCCCGUGUGCCGGGAAGGUCACCUGAUCAGACCACGACCGUGACAGAGGCCUGCUGAAGUCCUGCUGUGCCGCCAGUGAAUGGGCAGAGUUACACUGGAAUAUUACACUGGAAUAAUCUCAGUUAUACCGGAAUAUUACAGUGAAAUGUCCUCAGUAACGCUGGAAUGUUCUGGAAUAUUACACUGGAAUAUUCAUAUAGUUACAUUGGAAUGUUCUGUUGCACUGGAAUCGUUUAGGUUACAAUGGAAUAUUACACUGGAAGGUUCACAGUUACAGAGUGAUGUAGUUUAUUAUUCAUUUGUUUAUUAUUCCCAUUUAAAAUUCAGAGGAAUAUUGAUGGUUACACUGGAUUCUAUUAAUGUAAUAUGAGAUACAUUAUGCAUGUUCGUCUCAACCACAAAUCAAAGCCUUUGAUCCUUCCUGCUCCGAUAGCCCUGUGCUACCGCUAGCCCUGUGCUACCGCUAGCCCUGUGCUACCGCUAGCCCUGUGCUAUUUCUGAUGAGUGCAGGAAGGGGGGGUAUAUCCCAGUGACUUUAGACUUAUCGUCUAUGGCGCGGUCAGCAGUACUGUCUGAAUGUUGUGUGCCUUCUCUUCUGACUGCCUGUGUAGGAUGUUGUAACAUGAAGGGGUAUUAAUACAGAUCAUACAUUAGGGUUAACUGACCCUCCGCGCUAAAAGGCAAUAAGUGCUUUUAUAUUUCAGCCAAUGCUCAAGCCUUUAUGAAUGGCAAUGGGAAUUAUUAUAAGUUCUAUACAAACUGAUAACUGAGUAAAAUUACUAAACAUAUCUAGUAGAAAUAAAUAAAUAAUGGAUAGAAGGAUAUAAAGACAAGAUUAAAUAUGUCGCAGGUUUGUUACAAACACACACUGGUGUUUUCAGAUCCUCUAUAAUUGAGUGCACUAAAAAUCUAUAGCCUACGUAUCUUUUGCCUUUUCAAAGUUCAUUUUAAAACUUUAAACUGUAUGUGAUAUAUUGUAUUUAUGAAGGGAAAUCAUUGUGGCAUUAUGACCAAACUAAAGCUUCCUUGUACUUUGAUUUUAGAAGUUAUAUUUUCCACUUUUGUUUUGUUAAAUUAACUUAGUGUGAGGAGCAACCCUUUUCUGUCAUUCCAAGCCUCAUUAUUCAUGAGACUUGGAUCACUCCAAGUUUAAUUAGUUAACUAUCUUUUUAUGUCGGACAGCUUGAGGGAAUUACUGUUUGUGUAUCUGAAAUAUUAUUUAAUGUUUUUGUUUAUUGUAAUAUUGUUGCUAUAUACGGUUGGUAUGAUUUAUUUCAUUGUGGCUUUAAUCACACAGCGUUUGCUUCUGUUUGUGUGUGUGUGUGUGUGUGCGUGAGGGGCUUCAGACUAUGAAUAAAAUAUAUUUCUCCCUG